AUGAGAGAAGAAGAAUUUAAAAAAAGUUAUUUUAAGAGGUAUGAAAAAGAAUUAGAAAGGUUAAAAUUAAUCAAUAAAAUACUAGAUAAACAAAAUGAAGUAGAUUUGUUAAAGACAUGUGUUAAUAUUGAGAAACAAACUGAAAGCUUUUAUCCUUUAUUAGCUGGUACUGGAAAAGAUAGAAUAUCUGUUCUUAAUUUGGGCCAAUUCCCACCCUAUAAGGUUAGUUAUGAUUAUAUAAUGCCUGUUGAUUACAUGGUUAAGAAGAAGUUUUAUAAACACAAGAAUUCAAAACUCAAAGCAGAUAAAAUCUUUUAUUAUAUUAAAGUGAAUAGUGAUGGAAUUAUAAUUGAAUCAGAAGAUAAAGUUAAAUUUAAAGAUUGGGAAACAUUUUAUAAUUCUGUAGAAAAUAACAGUAAAUUAGAUAAUUUACCUGAAUUUCUUGGUCUUAAAAACUUUCAUAUAGCUUCUUAUAUUGAAAGAUUAGGAGAUGUUUCUGAAUAUAAAGAUUACGUACCUUUAAAGGUAAGAAAAAUAUAA
Messenger RNA from Hepatospora eriocheir, 540 nucleotides. The record is from the annotation of a GenBank genome assembly. NCBI's taxonomy places the organism in Eukaryota, Fungi, Microsporidia, Hepatosporidae.